This is a messenger RNA of Aspergillus ruber CBS 135680, 546 nucleotides long. RefSeq lists its product as uncharacterized. The record is from RefSeq and is a predicted model, not a curated record. NCBI's taxonomy places the organism in Eukaryota, Fungi, Ascomycota, Eurotiomycetes, Eurotiales, Aspergillaceae. The transcript is spliced from 5 exons. Bases 1 to 546 code for a protein of 181 amino acids.
AUGUCAAUAAUCCAGUGUCUUGUCGGUGACUCGAACCAGAGGCCAAAAAUUGGUUACGUCAUGGCUGCUCACGCUGCCCGUGCACUCUCGGAGGACUCUGCUGCGAACAUCCAACAAUAUACAGAGUACAAAUUAGUAGCGAUUGAGUCUGAAUACUCCGAUCGGAUUCUUGCAGACGCAAUCACGAGGGGUUGCUAUCCUUUGUUCAAGACUCCCAAUGGUGGACAAAGUGGUGCUGUACAUACACAGUCUCAUUUUCCAAAAGAGGCUACUCCGGUCUCUUCCGCCAAUGAGAGGUUCCAUCGGAGAAAGUCGGUGUACUCCGUACACUGUCCUUCAAGGUUACUCUCCCCGUCUGGUUGGAUCCCCCAAAGCACUCAGUACGGGGUUAUGCACUAUGCCACCUCCAACAAUUACCACAAUACCAGAACCAGAGGCUCAGACAACCCAUUGGAGCAAGCCACUCAGCUAUGCCCAAAUAAACUCAACGAAGCAUUUCUUGACUAUUGGAACCCCUGGUCUCCUAUCCCAAUCAUUAGCCAAUAA